Westerdykella ornata is the source of this 4923-nucleotide messenger RNA. Its product is annotated as AAA-domain-containing protein. Bases 1 to 4923 code for a protein of 1640 amino acids. The transcript is spliced from 3 exons. Gene Ontology annotation, molecular function: ATP binding; histone binding; chromatin binding. Gene Ontology annotation, biological process: positive regulation of transcription by RNA polymerase II. Lineage: Eukaryota; Fungi; Ascomycota; Dothideomycetes; Pleosporales; Sporormiaceae. Gene Ontology annotation, cellular component: nucleus. The record is from RefSeq and is a predicted model, not a curated record.
AUGUCUAGCCGCUCGAAAAGAAAGCUUGACGCAUUCGAUCCCAACGCGUCGGACCCCGACGAUCUAGAUUUCGACAUCCGUGAGGCUCGCGGCACGCCUCAGCGACGGAAUCGCCAACGCAACCGAUCCAAAACAAGCAGCAAGCCGAAAAGCAACAAGAGACAACGUCGCGACGACUACGGCGGAUCCGACGUGGACGACGACGAAGAGAUCGUAUCUGACGACUCAUUCACGGAUCGCUCAGCAUCUGAAGAAUUUGAAAUCAACCCCAACACUGGGCGCAGCGUUCGACGCGCAGCAAAGAAGCCGGUCAAGUACGAAGAGAGCGAGGAGGAGGCCAUCCAAGAUACACCGUCCGAGGACGAGGAAGAACCGCCCCUGCAGAAUCGUGGGCGCCGCGGCCGCCAAGAGCGUGCAGAGUCUUCUAAGCCGUCGCUGAUAGUGAAGCUCAAGAUGCCCGCCGAUUCUCUACCGAGAAACAAUACACGUACACGCCAAGCAAGUAAAGGCAUCAUGCGAGGAAAGACACCAGAAGUUGUAGGGACACGGCGUAGUAGCCGCCUCUCUCACGAUGUGGAGUCACCCAUUCUCGCUAUUUCAAACUCUGGCAAGCACGUCGACAUCCUGCGUCCUGGCACACGAAGUCCCGAGCCUUUCAUAGCUCGCGCAACACGUGGCGGCAAAGGCUUGAUGACCCAGCAGCACAGCGCUAUCAUGGAAGCGUCCCAAGAGGCCUCGAUGGUGCGGAAUGAAGACAGUCCCGGUCCGCUAGAUGACUUGCUUGGAGGCAACGAUACCCAGGUUUAUGCAACCGAUGAAGCGUCCGCGGAGCCUGAGGUACAAGUGUCAAAAGAGGAAGAGGCUGACGACGAUGCGAUGGAUGGUGUUAUUCAGGAGUCUCAACAGGAAGGAGGUGCUGAAGAAACCGAUGACGAGGGUCCUGUGACCAGAGGGGGUAGGAAUCUCAGGUCACGAGGCAAAUCAGCGAAACGCAAACGGGGUGCAGAUGAAAGCAGUGAUUUUGAGCCUGUCGCUGACGAGGAUAAGGAGGAUGAGGAGAUGUCAGAGGCCGAAAACGACAAUAACCACAGAUCCACAUCAGAAGAGAGCGGCUCGGGCUCCGGUCGUCGCUCUGCACGUCUCCGUGCCCGAAGGUCACAGCGCGGCAGGCGUCAAAGUGACUCCAGUGAACAUGAGUCUUUCUUGGAUGCUGAUGAGCUGGCGGAAGAGGCUCAAGAACUGAACACAAAUAAGCGACGUCGUUUGAGCCGGCGUAAUCCUGAUAACGAUCUCACAUAUGACACGGCACCGAAGUUGCGGAAUCGAGCCCGGAAUACGGUUGACUAUCGUCUUAUACGUCCUGAGCAGAAUCAACUGUUCGAUGAUGAUGAUACCGCGCCUGUUGUCGACAAGUCUCGUUCAAGAGGCGGACGUUCAACGUACCGAAGUCUCUUCAGUCACCAGGGUCCAUUUGGCGGCGGUGUCGAAGGUGGCGCGGAAGCGGUUGGCGGUAUUGACUCGGACAGUAGCGAUGACGAAGUUCAAAAGGCCCCUAAAGCUAUUGGGGGCGCUUUUGGAAUGACUCCAACCACCGGAACGGCUCCCGGAUUUGGCUUCCCUCAAACACAUCAUACGGAUGCACUACAAGCCACUGGGGGUGGCCCAGCGAACCUGGGGAAAAUCAAGGACAGAAAACUCCUCGCCGACGCUGACCCUCUUGGGGUCGAUGUGAACGUCAACUACGACAGCGUUGGUGGUCUGGACGAUCACAUCGGCAAACUAAAGGAGAUGGUCAUGCUUCCACUUCUCUAUCCCGAAGCAUUCAAACCAUUCAAGAUUACCCCACCACGAGGAGUGUUGUUCCAUGGUCCUCCUGGUACCGGCAAAACGCUUCUUGCGCGCGCUCUCGCUUCUACCGUGAGCAAUAAUGGCCAGAAGGUCACAUUCUACAUGCGUAAAGGCGCGGAUGCCCUGAGCAAGUGGGUUGGUGAAGCAGAGAAGCAGCUGCGGCUUCUUUUCGAGGAGGCGCGGAAGAAUCAACCCAGCAUCAUCUUCUUCGACGAGAUCGAUGGCUUAGCACCGGUACGUUCCAGCAAGCAAGAGCAAAUCCAUGCUUCAAUUGUCGCGACAUUGUUGGCUCUCAUGGAUGGCAUGGAUGGCCGUGGACAAGUCAUUGUUAUUGGCGCUACCAAUCGUCCCGAUUCGGUCGACCCUGCUUUGCGACGACCCGGACGUUUUGAUAGGGAGUUCUACUUCCCGCUGCCUAACCUUGCGGGUAGGCGCGCAAUCAUCGAUAUACACACCAGGAACUGGGAACCACCGCUGAAGCCAGAAUUCAAGGACCAACUAGCUGAGAUGACAAAGGGCUAUGGCGGUGCCGACCUCCGAGCGCUUUGCACAGAAGCCGCAUUGAAUGCCAUACAAGGAACAUAUCCACAAAUCUACCGAACGGAACGUAAACUUCUCAUUGACCCUGCCAACAUCAAGGUACUGGCGAAGGACUUUAUGAUAUCCAUUGACCGAAUGGUUCCUUCAUCACAACGAACAAUAUCUUCCACUGCAUCACCUCUUGCUAAGCACAUUGAGCCCCUUUUGCGCAAGCCUCUGCAGGAUGUCAUGAAGCUCAUUGAUGAGUUCAUCCCUCGUAGGAAGAAACUCACAGCCUUGGAAGAAGCAGAAUAUGAUGAUCGCGAUGAUGAUAAGGGUUUUGAGCGGGAGGCUACUUUGCGGAUGUUCGAGAGGAGCAGGGUCUUCCGCCCUCGGUUGCUGAUUAGCGGCCUGGAGGGCAUGGGUCAACAGUAUCUGGGCGCCGCUCUGCUCAGCAAGAUUGAAGGAUUGCACGUGCAAUCUUUCGAUCUUCCCACUAUCCUUGAAGACCCAGCACGAACGCCGGAAGCUGCCAUUACUCAGCUCUUUACAGAGGUUAGGCGUCACAAGCCCAGCGUUAUAUACAUUCCGUAUGUCGACGUAUGGUACCAGACUCUGCCACCAGCUGCGAUCAAGACCUUCAGGUUGCUCCUCCGCACCAUUGGCGCCAAUGAGCCCAUUAUGCUUUUGGGUAUCACGGAACUGUUAAAUGAGAAGGAUAAGCCAGAUCCCCAAAUGAUGGCGGACUUGUUCUCUUUCACUAAGAAUAAUGUUUAUCAUCUCCAGAGGCCUGACCAACCAGCUCGAAACGAGUUCUUCAAUAACAUCAGCCAUUACAUUCGAAUGUCUCCUGCGGACUUCCCGGAUCCGGAUAACCGCAAGAAGAGGGAGUUGCCAGAACUGGAGCCGGCACCUGUUGUGGCUCCUGUCGUAGACCCCGCCGAGGUUGCGGCAAGGGAAAGGCAGCAGAGAAAGCAAGAUCGAUUGACCUUGAACAAGCUCAAGGUCAUGAUACAACCCAUCAUGGACCAGCUCAAGAAGAGCUACAGGAGAUUCGCAAAGCCCAUCAUUGAUGAAGCCGACUUUGCAUACCUUCUCACGGAUGAAGAUCCGAAUACCUUUACCAGUGACCUCCCACCGGAACAGCAACAAGAGCAGGGUGUGUUUCGUCCUUUCGAGCGCGCAAAGGACAAUAAAGGUGUCGACGUGCUUCUUCACGUCCCUAGUGGUAACCGAUACUACAAUCUGGACAUCACGGUUAUUGAGAAGCGACUCUCUAACGGCUAUUACAAGCGUCCCAAGGAUUUUCUGUUCGAUGUCAAAACCCUUGCCAAGGAUGCUAGGACUUUGGGUGACCCGGAACGUACCUUGAAGGGCAACGAAAUGGUAGCAAACGUCGAGGUCGACAUUGAAAUGAUCUGCCAGACCAAUCCGGCUCUCGUGGCCGAGUGCGAUGCUGUAUAUGUGCGUGAGCAGGAGAGGGAGCGCAAAGCAAAGGAGAAGAUGGAGAAAGCCAAAGCUGAAGGACAAGCAGCCGCGGAUGCUGCCAAACAGAAACCCCAGCAGUCCAACACCACCGGAGAUGCCUCAGGGCCAAUCAUUCUUGGCGAGCCUAUUCCCCCGGGUCAGAUCGGCAUACCUCCUGUCACUCCCUCGCGGCCUGUACCAUCCCUCUCUAACGGCACAGACCCUGGUGGUUUUGGUGCUCUCCAUCACAAUGGUUCCGCUUUACCGUCGGCUCAUGACGAGGAUUCUCAUAUGGCCGAUAGUCAAGACCUGAAUGCCAACAGCCAUCACGAAUUCCAGACACCCUCGCGUGUGGGCACUCAGACUCAGCCUUUUAGUCAAACCCAGAAAUCCCAAGUGUCGGGGCGUACGUUCAUGGCUCCGAACUCCCAUCCCGGAGAUUACCACAACAGCGCUUCAACUACUACCUCUGGCCAAAAGACUUCUGACCGGUCUUCUGGAGCUCGAUUCAACACCCAGAGCACCAACGGCGUAGCACCCCCAGGUGUUCCCGACUUGGCCGAAAUGAUGUCGCGCCCUGGUGGCUCUCAGCUGCCCGACACACAAGAGCAACAUUAUGUUAGCAGUCAGCUGUCCAAUUCGCAGCCGUCGCAGCCAUCACAGCAACCAAACUCAAUGCCGGCACCUGCUCCGCCGCGGCAUGCUGCCAACAUUGCAUCCUUGCUCAACAACGCGGAAGAGAAGCCCAAGGUCAUACUGAACGAAACCAGGCUCCAAGAGUUCCAAGACAUGCUUGUCAGAAGCACAUCUGGUUGCUCGGUCGAGCAGCUGGAGCAGAUCAACGCCGCCCUCAUGGAUACUAUCUGGGCGCAGCGCAAGUUGUAUAACCGCGACGUUGUGAUGCACGCAGUCUCGACGACCUUCAACGCCGUGAUUGAAGACAUCAGCAGCAUCCAGCACAUUAUGAAGCCCAGCCAGGAGACACAGGUUCUCCCACAUCCAUACGGAUUGGAUAGUCAGCAGCCGACGACGGAUACGCAGAUGCCGGAUACUCAGUAUUGGUCCCAACGGCAGGGGGAACAUGCGUAA